AUGGCUGUAUGUGAACAGAGCGGUGAAUCAAGACUCUUUGCGGAGCCUGAUGAGUUUGGCCUAAGCUCUGGCGAACCACCAGAGGGGCUGUAUUCCGGUACGUUCUUUUCCUCAAAGAACUACCCUUUACCGUUGACCGAUGGUGAGGUCGGCAUAAUUUGCAAGUCACAGCCGCCCUCCGUCGUACUACACUAUGCAACCCUAGAUAUCAACGAGGCUACUUCCAAGUCCUCACUACCCGCAACGAUGGACGUCAUUCAAGAUCAAGAGGGGUGGGAAGCCCAGACAAUAGAAUCUUUUGACAAGAGGGGAUACGCUGUCAGCAGCAGACGCUGUCUCGAAGCAACUCCAUAUUCAAGAGUUUGGUACGGACUAGACACCCUGACGCUCAUGUACCGCCCAGAAAACAUGGAUAGUUCUCAAGAUGCGUUCUAUAUAAGAGAAGAGCUAGUGGGGGCAGGGUUAACGCCAGAACUUUGCAGCCGGCAGAUUACUUUUAAACCCAAGGCUCUCAAAGAGACAGCAUCAGUCGUCAGAUCACCGUCUCUACAUAUCGUUGUGAGCUAUUUACCCAUCUCGCUCGAUAUCCUCUUCGCCCAUAUGGAUUCAUUCUCCAUGGCCAGCUGGCCGCCUUUCCUACAGGCCAUAUAUGCCAAUUCCUCUUCUGUCAACUCCACGACAUCGUUCCCAGAUGGCAUGAUAGAUAUCUUCCUCGCCUCCACUGCCUCGGCGUCGCCUCUGCUCCAGUUCUUCAUCUUCGUCUACCGCCGCAUUGGCGAGCAGCUCGGUCUGGACCCUUCUGUGCUGCUAACCAUUUGCGGUGUCCUGUGGGCUAUUCAUAAGCUAUACACACAACUCUUGAAUAUGAUUGGGAAUAUUAUAAACAAGUAUUGGAGAUGCACAGUGACCAUCCCUAAGAGAGAUCCGAUUUAUGAUCACAUGAUGCAGUUUCUGGCUGGAAAGUUGACCACGAAUAGCCGACAUCUUGCUGUUAAGACUUUGUGGAAGAGCGUCUGGGAGAAGGGCGAGAAUGACGACGUGGCGAAAUGUGCAGCAGUCACUAUCGCCUCCGAUGGAAAUAUCCCCCUCAAGCUUCACAACUUUGCUGACGAGGCUGCUCGAAGCAAACCUCGCUACAUUCCUUCCAUAGGAACCACCGUAUUCUAUCACAACGGAGUCUGCUUCACGUUUCUCCGCCAGAAAGAGGCGAUGACGACAGGCGGCAUACCCAGCGUCAAUGCUGAGGAGCUCAAAAUCAGCUGCCUUGGCAGAUCAAAUGAACCUAUUAAGGGGCUGCUCGCAGACGCCAAGUUAGCUUACUACAAAGAGACCGAGAACAAGACGACGAUCUUCCGGCCCCAAAUGAAGGCUGACCGCCCGGAGGGAUCCCGGAUGUGGCAGGUGGUUUCACGACGCCCGAUUCGGCCCAUGAAAACUGUCGUCCUCGAACAGGCAGAGAAGCACAAGGUUCUUAAGGAUAUGAACGACUACCUGGACCCCGAAGCUUACAAGUGGUACGCCAGCCGCGGCGUUCCUCUUCGGCGAGGAUACCUUUUCCACGGCCCUCCAGGAACAGGGAAAAGCAGCUUCUCUUUUGCUCUGGCUGGCAUCUUUGGAAUCGAUAUUUAUGUUAUCAGUCUGCAAGAUCCUACUCUGAAUGAGGAGAGUCUGGUCUUUCUGUUGACCAACCUGCCACGGCGCUGUAUUGUGCUCCUGGAGGAUAUUGACACGGCGGGACUUCGUCGACCUGACGAUCCUGUGCUAGAGAAUGAGUCUGAAGACGGCAUUGUGGGCGUGACCGAGGAAAAAAGACACCGAAGCAAAAAGAGAUCUUCCCCAAUCACUGCCCAUGAUAUAUUUCCUCAAGGGAUCUCGCUCUCUGCUCUUCUCAACGCUAUCGAUGGUGUCGCCUCGCAUGAGGGCCGCGUCCUCAUCAUGACGACGAACAAGCCUGAGGCCCUCGAUGAGGCCCUCGUCCGGCCAGGCCGCAUUGACAUGCAGGUCGCCUUCAAGCGCGCAUCGCGCAAGCAGGCGACGGAGCUGUUCGGCCGAAUGUACGAUGGUUCCCAGCCCAAACCCGAGCAGGCAGAGACCGCAGAGGGCGAGACCGAACACAUCGUGGCCGUUGACAGGGCAGAGGAGCUUAGCUCGCUAUCUGAGGAGUUUGGAAAGUUAAUCCCCGAGGAGGUGUUUUCGCCGGCGGAGAUCCAAGAGUUCCUGCUCAAGAGGAAGGAUGACCCUCUCAAGGCCUUGGCUGAUGUUGCGCAUUGGAUCGAGGCCUCUGUGCAGCAGAAGGAGUCCAAGUCUAGGGUCACAACCGUGCAGUAG
Molecule: messenger RNA, 2328 nt
Organism: Fusarium keratoplasticum
Lineage: Eukaryota; Fungi; Ascomycota; Sordariomycetes; Hypocreales; Nectriaceae
Exons: 6
Coding region: 1-2328 (775 amino acids)
Biological process (GO): protein insertion into mitochondrial inner membrane from matrix; mitochondrial respiratory chain complex III assembly
Cellular component (GO): mitochondrial inner membrane
Molecular function (GO): ATP hydrolysis activity; ATP binding
Source: RefSeq, a predicted model, not a curated record